Pestalotiopsis fici W106-1 is the source of this 1512-nucleotide messenger RNA. RefSeq lists its product as uncharacterized. Gene Ontology annotation, cellular component: membrane. Gene Ontology annotation, biological process: transmembrane transport. Gene Ontology annotation, molecular function: transmembrane transporter activity. The record is from RefSeq and is a predicted model, not a curated record. Bases 1 to 1512 code for a protein of 503 amino acids. NCBI's taxonomy places the organism in Eukaryota, Fungi, Ascomycota, Sordariomycetes, Amphisphaeriales, Sporocadaceae. The transcript has 6 exons.
AUGAAUCACGAUGAUAGCAACCACCGCGAGCCAUAUGGCGGGGCGGAAACAACCGAGGCCAGUCCUCUGCUUGACGAGGGCAACGAGCGGUCCGGGGCAGAUGCUUAUCGUCGCCGGGUCAUUAUAGUGACCUUUGCCAUGUUCUUUUUCCUAGAGUUUGGUGCCGGUCUAUUCAUACCCGCGCAAACGGCCGCCCUGGAGCAAAAGAUAUGCGACAAAAUAUACUCCAACAUCGACCCGCUUGAUCGCGACUGCAAGGCACCCGACGUGCAGGGUGAACUUGCAGACCUCCAAGGGUGGAGGACCACGUUGGAUUGUGUCCCCAGUUUGGUCGCCACUAUUCCCUAUGGAAUUAUAUCAAAUAAAUGGGGCCGACAUCGAGUCCUAUCGCUGGCAUUCAGCGGAAUUACACUUGGGCUUGCAUUCCAGCUCAUGGUUCUCUAUUUUGAUUUCUUCCCAGUCAAGUUGGUCCUAGUGUCACCCAUGUUCAUGUUCUUGGGUGGUGGGCCUGCAGUGCUCACAGCAAUGUUGUAUACUACGAUAGCAGACAUAACCUCUGUCAGCGCAAGGGCGCCAAUCUUCUUCCAACUUGCUGCUCUAUUCAUCCUGUCAGAAGUGGCUUCUGGACCGCUUGCAGGUCUGGUCCUGCUGAAAAGUGUCUGGGGACUGAUUGCAUUGGCCUCCGUCUUUUACGUGCUAGCUACUGCGACCACUUUUCUCCUUCCAGAUACCCUGCACCUUAGCAAGGCAGCACUGGAUGAAGACAUAGACGACGCAAAUGACGCGGCAGCAAGAACGUCGACCUCGGAUGAUUCCAUUCUACAGGGAUCGAUCCGCCAAGUGCGCGAAGGUGGGAGAGAGAUUCGCUCAUUCCUGAGUGGCCAUGGGCUGGUCAUCAUUUUCAUGUUCUGCUACGUGUUGGUCGCAGUAAGCAAAGUUGUGCAGAUCAUGCUAUUACAGUACGCAACCAAGCGAUACAACUGGAGCUGGAGUAAAGCUUCAUUCCUCCUGACGAUACGGAGUGCUGUCAGCCUUGUAGUGCUGAUAUUGAUUCUUCCCGCCUUGACCCAACUACUGACCACGAGAUUCAAAGUAUCCGUCAUUCGGAGAGACGUGUGGGUCGCUCGCCUGACUGGUCUCGCGGGUGUCCUUGGAGCUCUGUUGAUCGCACUGGCAUCAACACCAGAGAUUUUGAUCUCGGGUCUCACCACGUUUGCCAUUCAUGGUGGCAUGACCGCGGUCCUUCGCAGUCUCUUGAGCAAUAUGGUUGAGCAUCGUUAUCUCGGAACUAUGAACUCGCUGCUCGGCAUACUCGAAAUGCUUGGUUUGAUGGCAGGAGCACCAGCGCUCUUUUCAUCGCUGCGUCGUGGUUUCGAGCUGGGUGGAGACUUGAUCGGACUGCCAUUCAUUUGCGCUGCUGCCAUGAUAGCUCUAUCUACCUGUGUCAUAUGGCUGCUGCCGGUUCGGGAUGGUAAAGAGCAUGAUGAGGUCUGUAAUGAGAAUGGAGCAUAG